Gadus macrocephalus (Pacific cod) is the source of this 2415-nucleotide messenger RNA. RefSeq names its product TOG array regulator of axonemal microtubules protein 1-like. Lineage: Eukaryota; Metazoa; Chordata; Actinopteri; Gadiformes; Gadidae. Gene Ontology annotation, cellular component: cilium; cytoplasmic microtubule. Gene Ontology annotation, molecular function: microtubule binding. The transcript is spliced from 10 exons. The record is from RefSeq and is a predicted model, not a curated record. The coding region runs from base 16 to 1674 and encodes 552 amino acids. Gene Ontology annotation, biological process: microtubule cytoskeleton organization.
UUGAGACCGGCGUUUAUGUUUCAAACGUGUGUGUGUGCAGAUGAGCCGGCCCAGGGCUCCCUCAGCGGCCCCCAGCGAGACCCACCCGGGCCCCAACCCUUCCCCAAACCUGAGCUGGCCAUGACACAGAGCCUCACUCUCAUCAGCUCAGAGAACUGGCAGGAGAAGAUGGAAGGGCUCACGGUGCUGCGCAGUCUGGCCCAGAACCACGAGGACACGCUGCUCCCCAGGCUCCGCGACGUCUGCCUCGCCCUCGUUCAAGAGGUGAAGAACCUGCGUUCGGGCGUGUCCCGCGUAGCCGUGUGCACGCUGGGCGUCCUGUACUGCCACCUGCAGCGGGCCAUGGACAAGGAGGUGGAGACCACGGCCAGGGCGCUGCUGCACAAGGCGGCCGAGAGCAACGCCUUCAUCCGGGAGGAAGUGGACGCGGCGCUGGGCCACAUGGUGCGGCACUGCACGCCGGCACGCUGCAUCAACGCCUUCCUGGACGGGGGUUUGAGCCACCUGAGCGCGGCGGUGAGGAAGUGCGCCGCCCAGCACCUGGCCGACCUGCUGGAGAGGGUGGGCGUGGCCCGCCUGCUGUCCGGAGGGAAGGACGUGACGGACAGAAUCCUCCCGGCCGUGGUCAAGCUGGCCCUGGACUCCUCCCCGGAACCCAGGUCCUUUGGCCGCCGGAUGUUGCUGUUCCUGUCCUCCCACCGGGACUUUGAUAGCCUCCUGGAGAAGAACAUCCCCACCAAGGACCUUUCCGCCGCCCGCAAGGCGGUCAGUGGACUCAAGGCAAAGGGUCAGGGUCAGGGUUUGGGUGAGACGCCCCAGACCCCAGCCUCGCUUCCCGGCAGUGGCACCGCCAGGGCCUCGACGCUCCAAAGGAAGCUCCCCAAACCGACCAUAGCCCCCAGCCCCACCACCACCACCACCGCCACCCCGACCAACACCGCCACCACCACCCCCAGGGAGCCCAACAGCAAGUACAGCUCCAAACCUCAGGGGCCCAUCAUCGAAGACAAGGCUGAGUACAUCAGGCAGCUCACCGCUCUGCUGGAGUCAAAGGACUUCAGGGAGCGCAUCAAAGGCCUCGACCAGCUGGUGGCCGACUGCCAGCACAACCCCAGCAUGGUCAUCCGCAGCCUGUUCCCGGUGUUUGACCUCUUCAGAGACCGCCUGCAGGAGUCCAACCGUAAGGUGAACCUGUACGCCCUGGAGGCCCUGCAGGGGAUGGUGCGCCUGCUGAAGGACAACCUGUCCGGGGUGCUCAACCACCUGGUGCCCGCCAUCGUGGACAACCACCUCAACUCCAAGAACCGCGCUGUGUACUCGGCCGCCACAGGGGCGCUCUGCGAGCUGGUCCUGAACCUCGACAACAGCCUCCUCCUGGAGCCGUUCUGCUUCAAGGCACGGGUUCUUAGCGGCCAAGCAAAGGUGGACCUGAUCGAGAAGGUUGCAGAGCUGGUGACGGAGCUGUACCCCCGCCGGCCCCAGCUGGUGGAGCAGAAGGCGCUGCCCCUGCUGUGGGGCCUGCUGGGCCCGUCCAGCGGCAGCGUGCACCGGGCGACCACCAGCCUGUGCCGAGCCCUCCACAAUCAGAUGGGGCCCGGCCUGCGGCAGAGCGCCGCCUCCCAGCCCCCGAGCGUCGGCAAGGACCUCAACCAGCUGCUGAGAACCAUGUCCUGAAUAAAAAAUGACGUAAGGACGGGAACGAGAAGACUCACUGCUCUCUUUGCACUUUUACAGGUAGCUUGUGUUGCACUUUAACAGGUACAAUUUACAAUUACAAUUAGGGCAUUUUAUCCAAAGCGACUUACAUCGGAUAAUACACACAUUGACACGCCGACGGCAGAGUCAACCAUGCAAGGUGACAGCCAGCUCGUCGGGAGCAGUUAGGGUUAAAUGACUUGCUCAGGGACACAUCAACACUCAGCUAGGAGGAGCUGGGGAUCGAACCAGCAACCUAUUACAAUACAACUGUUCUACCUCCUGAGCUAAGCCGAUCCGAACAGGUAGCCUCUCAAAGCCUGUUAUCAAAGCCUGGGGCCUCAUUGAUCAACCGUACUUACGCACAGAUUUGUGCGUAAGGAGGGCGUAAGAUCAUUGCCACGCAAAGUAUGGAAUUUACCAAAAUGUAAAUUUAAGCAGAGCUCUGGCCAAGCUUACGAACAGAAUCUAGUGGUAGAAUAGCGAUAUUACAAGUGCAAAGCAAAGCAUUUAAGAGUGUCAACGUCUGCAUUAAGCAAUCGACAUCCACAUAUCUCCCAUGUUUACUUUAAUUAGAAAACAUAAAAUUACUCCCUUGUCUAAUUUUAAACAGACAAAUUACCUAAUUGGUGUCAAACCCUAUAAAAGACAGCUGUGAGAAAUGUUUGAAAUCUAGUGCAAUGGCUGAUCUUGCGUUAUUGGAAGACUUGGCAAACCAUG